This is a messenger RNA of Brassica napus (rape), 1377 nucleotides long. RefSeq lists its product as uncharacterized. NCBI's taxonomy places the organism in Eukaryota, Viridiplantae, Streptophyta, Magnoliopsida, Brassicales, Brassicaceae. Bases 1 to 1377 code for a protein of 458 amino acids. The transcript has 9 exons. The record is from RefSeq and is a predicted model, not a curated record.
AUGGCAAUGGUUACAUCAGACCGAAUAACUUUGUUGAACGAUGUCAAACCAUUUAAAUCAACUUGGAAGGUUGAAGUAAAGGUUCUACAUUCAUGGACACAGCGCUCUAACUACCCCGGUGGAGACUCUUUGCAGUUCAUACUCGCAGAUAAGACAGGUGUUAAGAUUCAUUGUACCUGCAAGAGACUCUUCUUGGCUCGUGUUAAGAAACUUCAGGUGGGACAAUGGAGGUUCAUUGAGAAUGUGUCCGUAACUCCUGCAGCUGGAAAGUACCGACCGACCAGUCAUGCGUACAAGCUGACCAUCAUAAGUAACUCUAAUGUCACCAAUUCCUCCGUGAAAAAUGAUGAUGAAUUUUUGUCAUUGACCACUUUCCCAGAAAUCAUGAAUGGAAGUCUUGAUUCAAAUGUUCUAAUUGAUGUUAUUGGUCAAGCAAUAGAUAUUGGAGAUAUGCAGGUUGUGCCAGUUCAAGGACAAGUCCAGAUAACAAAUGCAUUUGAUACUUCAACCUUGGAGAUAAAUCCACCUGGAUUUGAUGUGCAAGAUUAUAUCAGACUGAUGCCAAAUAAUGAGCUUGCUCUCAUUACUGAUGGUCGUGAGGUUGUGAAACCCAAAGGAAACAAACGCCAACCAGAUCAGUGGUCAAUUUACCCAGAGAGAACGAUUUUGGAUAUCAUAAUGGCGACUGAGAUUGAGAAAUGCAUUGUUACAGCAACAGUUGAUGCAAUAGACACAGAUUGGGCAUGGUAUUAUUUUGGUUGUGCUAAGUGCCACUAUAAGAAGGUUACUGACAUUACUAAUAGGGAUGUGGUGCCUGUGAAACAUUUGUGGUAUUGUGAUACAUGCCAUCAGUCAGUCACCAAUGUUGCACCUAGGUUCAAAAUACACCUAUUACUAAAGGAUGACACUGGUGAAACUAAGGUGAUGUUGCUUGAUACUGUUGCUGAACCUAUUUUGGGAGUAAGUGCUGAAGUACUCUUAAAUGGUUCUCUAGAAGAGGUUGAGGAUCCUGAAGACUUGCCUGACCAAGUUACUGCUCUGAUUGGGAAAACUUUCAAAUUUGGAGUCUAUGUGAACAAAGAUAAUGUUGAUUAUGGAUCCCAUAUAUUUAAUGUUGGGAAGACUUGGUCUGCUGAUACAAUAAUAACUCGUGCGGACGAUGAGGACACCGGAGAUACAUCGACCAUAGUUUCCUCUGAUCGUUCAUCAGGACAGGUGUCUUUUGUCAGCAUUGAAUCUGAAGACAACACAUGUUUAUCUUCAACUCCACUGUCAAAACGAAAAGGAAGCAGUAAUGAAAUUGAUGACCUUUCUUCUACUUCAAAGAAACAAUGCUCUAAGAUAAUCAAGGUGGAAAAGAACACUGUGGAGAAGUGA